UUAACAAAUGGUCCAUCUAAUCGACCCAUUUAAGCUGAAAACCCAUAGGAAGUGUCAAAAUUAAAAAGAAGGAUAUGCACUUUUAUUAAUUCCAAAAAUAACCUUUGCUAAUUAUGAAAAAUAAUAAUAAUAAACAAAAAAAUCCAGGUUGGAAUUUUGCCCUAAUUUUGGUGUCUCUUCAGAUUUCAAGCCUAGAAGCCGUUUUCUUCUCUUCAUCCUGAGUUCCUCCGUCGCUUGCAUCUUAAUCUCUACGGCUCUUGGGAAUUUUGCCCUAAUUUUGCUCUCUUCAGCAUUUCAAGCCUAUAAGCCAUUUUCUUCUCUGCCUAGAAGUCGUUUUCUUCUCUGCUUAGAAGCCAUUUUUUCUGUUCCUCCCGAGUUUCUCCAUCGCUUGCAUCUCAAUCUCUGUGGCUUUUUGGAAUUUUGCCCUAAUUUUGGUCUCUCUUCAGCAUUUCACGCUUAGAAGCCGUUUUCUUCUCUUCAUCCCGAGCACUUCCAUCGCUUGCAUCUCAAUCUCUGCGGCUCUUUCAUUUUUUCUAUCAUUCGUCUCUCUCGAAAAUUUGAAUAAGGUAUGGAUUUCAAUUGGGUCUCUCUUGUUGCAUAUUUGAGGUUAGUAGAUUGCCUAAAUUUUGGUCUCUCUUCAGCAUUUCAAGCCUAGAAGCCGUUUUCUUCUCUUCCUCCCGAGCACCUCCAUCGCUUGCAUCUCAAUCUCUGUGGCUCUUUCAUUUUUUCUCGCAUUCGUCUCUCUCGAGAAUUUGAAUAAGGUAUGGAUUUCAGUUGGGUCUCUCUUGUUGCAUAUUUGAGGUUAGUAGAUUGCCUAAAUCUCGACCUAAAUUUUCUUAGUCCAAAUCUCUAAACUGUGUUCAACUUGAUCUCCGGAGUUCAAGUUACUGUUCCCAUUCAAUAAUUGACUUCUUGGUUUGCUCCUAUUAUUCGGAUGCUGAGAAAAUAAUGAGAAAAAGAAAGGAAAAAUUUUGAACCAUAAUUUUUUCAAGCCUUGAGAAUACAGAAAAUGCAUUUUACCUGCAACUCAUAAUUCAUGGCUUAAUCGAUCUGAUUAUAUUUUUGUAAUUUAUUUUAGAUUUUUUUUUCAUGCUAUUUGUAUAUUUUAAAUUCAAAAAAAUAUUUGUGAAAAAUUGUCAUAUAUACUUGAAAAUAAUUUAUAAUUGUUUAAUUGGUUGCUAGAAAACCAGGAGAGGAAAAAUGGAAAGGGGAAAUGGAAAACCUAAAAACCCUAAAGUUUUCUUAUGGUGCAUUGGCUUGAGAUGUAGGCACAAGUAACAGAUUUAUCUCUUUUUAUCUAUUAGUUUUUUUUACCCUUAAACCUUAAAUGUGUUAAACUAUUGCUUAUGGUUUUGUAUGAAUCAUCUAAAGUAGGACAUGAUAGUUUAGAAGAGAAUUCUGUAUUUGUUACAUUUUUUAGGCUAUUAUCUCUUCAUAUUAUUUUGAAAAGCAACGCUUUAUAAUUAAUAUUUAAAUAUCUCCAUUCUCUUUGAAUAAGUUUGUAGGCAUGUCUGAUAUAGUAGUACCAACAGAAAUUGUCUAAGGGUUUGAGUGAGAAUGAGAAUUUGUUUUCUACCUAGUGUAAGUAUAGGCCAGAGCUUAAUAAAACGUGGGGGAUUAUUUCCUAUUGAAUGUCUUAUAGUUCCAUAAUUCCAAUGUUUUUGGUGUAUAUAUAUAUAUAUAUAUGUUCUGGAGUAUUAUGUCGAAUCAGACACAAAAUCCUCCUACUUUACUAGAUAUUAUUGUGAUGUUCUGUCUUAAAGUUCCAAGUAUUGACACGAUUAGAUUAUUAGCAUAGGUAAGUAGUAGUGUCAAAUUGGGUAGCACUAAAGUAGUUGGAGAGAGAGGUUUUUGCUUAUAAAAAUGUGAACUAUGAAUAUAUAAGUAAAGGGGAAUGAUAGGGAAAAUAAGUUAGAGAUUUGUUUUUUUUUUCCUUUUAUAGCCUUUCUUAGUUUUUAAUUUAAUGAUUUUUUUUAAUCUAUUAAUUUCAAUCUUUUAAUUUCCAUUUCAGUUUUACAUUUCUCAUUUUUGUUUUUUUAUUUUUAUUAUUAUUUUUAGUUUUGUUUAGGUUAGGUAGUAUUUAUCAGUCCAAGAGAAGAGAGAAGCUCGGUCUUCAUAUCUUAGUUCAACUCACCGUUUGUUUAUUAGUGCCUAUCUUAAAAUAAUCUUACCGUUGACAAUGGUUAGAAUAAUCAAAAGGAGCAACAAAAAUUAUUUUUUAAGACUUUAAAGUUACAUUUUUUUGUAUAUACAUUUUUUAAAAUAUAACUUUUUCGUAUGGGAACAUAGUAUAUUGUGAGAUGAAAAAACUUUUAAGAUCACAUUGAAUAUGCAUUAUUGUUUGUUCAACAAUAUAAAUUUGUGCUUUAUUUCAAUAGGUUGAUGGAUGCCACAAAUAGAAUAUACUGUUAUAUUUUCGUGGGAGGCAAACUUGUCCAAAAAAAUGAUGGCCUUUGGGAAUAUGUUGGUGGAAGAAGCAAAGGUAUUCACAUUUAUAAAGGAAUGACAUUUAAAGAAUUCACUUAGAAGGUCUUAGAAAAAUUCGACAUUUCCCUUCAUGUGAGGAGGAUGCACUACACCCUCAAGUUUAACCCUAGAGUCAUCCAAGAUUUAGAAGAUGAGGAUGACUUGGAUAACGUGGUUUCCCACAGUGAUGACUUUGCAAAUGUGUACAUAGUCGAGUCACCCGGUGUGGAAGCCAUAGAGGCAAAUAUACCGAAUACACAGUUGGCACUUGGGUAAUGCGUUUUCACUUGGAUGUCUAUUUAAAAUUUUAUGAAUAUCAAUUUUACGCAUUAUGUAGUCUAAUUUUGGUUAUGAAUGUAAAUGCAGAGGUCCACAUCCUAUGUUUCCUUCAUCUAAUGCAUCAUGCGAUGCAAAUCCUAAUACUAUGAUGUUAUCAAGAGGUUUUGCAUCGCGUUGUGUAGAUAGUGAGUACACCCCUUUGGAAUCGAAUCGGUUUUGUGAGGCAAUAUUAGGUUCCGGACAUACAUUUAAGAAUGCAGAUGAGUUUCGGAAUGCAAUAUACCAAAUGUCAUUAGUUGGAAGGUUUCAAUACAAGUACAAGAAAAAUUCACCUACUCAUAUGUCAGUAAAGUGUUCGGUUGAGGAUUGUCCUUGGAAGAUAACAACUCAUGCUGUUGAAGGAAAUGAAAUAUUGCGAGUUUAUACUUACCAAGUUAAUCAUAAUCAUAUAGCUCAAGAUGAGUGUUCAUCUAAGGUGCGGGUUUCUUCCAAGAGAGGUGCUGUUGUUGUUGAAGACGUGUUUAGAACAACUUCAGAAUACCUUCCUCGACAAAUUUGCAAGGAUUUUAAACGUGAUCAUGGAGUUCAAUUGACUUAUAACCAAGCAUGGCAUCUUAAAGAGAAGGUAAAAGAGCGUGUAUAUGGAUCUCCAAGUGCGUCCUACGCGUAUUUGCCUUGGUUAUGCCAUAGGCUAAGGGAAAUUAACCCUGGAACUAUUGCCGAGUACACUUCUCAUGAAGGUCACUUCAAGCAAUUGUUCAUUGCCCAUGCAUUUUCAAUUCAAGGGUUCACCAUGGGGUGUCGACCGGUAUUGGCUAUUGAUUCUUGCCACCUAAGUGGUCCAUACAAAGGAGCUCUUUUGUCUGCCAUUGCAUAUGAUGCAGAUGAUGGAAUGUUCCCUCUAGCCUUGGGUGUGGUUGGUUCAAAAAAUUAUGAGGAUUGGUAUUGGUUCUUGGAGAAAUUGAAGGGGAUCCUAGAUGGUCGAGAAGUAAUUAUUAUAUCAGAUAGACAUCAAGGGAUAUUGCGUAGUGUUUCGGAGUUGUUUGGGGUAGAAAAUCAUGCCUAUUGUUAUCGACAUGUGAAAGAGAACUUUUCAAGCUUCUUCAACAGGCAAAACAUUAGGGGAAAGAAAGGGAAAGAAGAUGCUUUGUUGCUUUUAGACAACAUUGCAUAUGCUCGGUUGGAUAUAGACUACAAUGAGGCGUUUGAAAAACUUGUGCGUUUCAAUGGUGACCUAGCAAGGUGGGUUGCGGAGAAUAGUCCGGAGCAUUGGGCGAUGUCAAAGUUCCUUAAAAAACGUUGGGAUAAAAUGACAACUAAUAUUGUAGAGUCCUUCAAUGCGUGGUUAAGAGAGGAACGACACCAAACAAUUUAUACGUUGCUGAUGAUGCACAUGGAUAAGCUUGUAGCCAUGUUGGACACCCAUAUGUGUGGUACAGAUAAGUGGAAGAGCGUGGUUGGACCCAAAACAGAAGAAAAGCUAAUGUCAAAUAUCACGAGAUCUGCUCCGAUUACUAUGAUGCCCUAUUUGGGUGGGACGUUCAAGGUUUUUACUGGAGAUGUUUAUUUGGUUGUGGAUAUGCAGCAACAUAAGUGUACAUGUCUAACAUGGCAAAUGUCCGGGUUGCCAUGUCCACAUGUAUGUGCUGUGAUCCGCACAUUGAGACACGAUGUGUAUGACUAUAUCGACCCAUGUUUUAAAGUCUCCACCCAACAUUUGAUUUACUCGGGUCAGUUUCAACCAUUACCAACACACAACAUGCCUAAAGUUUGUGAGGCUGGGACUUUGCAAGAUGGCCAAGGCAAUGUAUUUCCUAAUCUCCAACCCCCGCAAGUGAGACGUCCUCCAGGAAGACCCCGACAAAGGCGUAUUGAGUCACAAUUUAGCCAUAAGAGAGCUAUUCAUUGCUCUCGAUGCAAUGGCAUAGGUCACAAUCGGUCUAAAUGUAAUAAUCCAUUGCCGUGACAUGUUCAUUUCUUUGCUUGUAAGGUUUUCAUUUUGUGUACGAUCCCUCAUUGUUCCAUUAUUUGCUUUAUGGUCAUAGGGUUGUUGCUUUUGGAUGUUAUGUAUUGUCCUUAUUAUAGACACGAUGCACUACUUUUUAAUUUUAUUUUUUAUAAGACUACUUUUUAAUUUUCAUUAUUUGGAGUUGCUUUCAUUACUAAUUUAAUUUGAAAUUGCACUUUCAAUGUGGUAUCCUUUAACUUGAUGUAUACUUUCACUUCCCUAUUUUAAGUAUGUCCUACUCACAUCAUUGGAUGCGUGCUUUUUUCUUGUCACUUAGCUAAACUUUCAUAGUAUUGUACUAUACUUGCUCUCUAGUUAUUCAGUUGGUCAGUUUAGCUGUGCAUAACAUUCUACUUUUCUAUGCCCAAUGAUGCAGUUAUAAUAUUAACAAUGGCUGGUAAUGGCCUAAAUGGUUCUGCUGCCAGUUCACUCCCACUCUCGGGCACAUCACUGCAAACUCGAUGCUCAGCUGCAAGAUUUAAGAAACUCUGUAACCGAUUACCAGAGGAAAAAAUACAAGCAAUAAGAGACCUCCAAUUUGGAGGUCUCUUAAACUUAAACUGCAUAGAGGUGCACCAUAACAUCUGUAUUUUCUAAUCCAACAUUUCAAUGUUGGAUUUAGACGGAUAGAGUUCUCAGCCCAGAAACACUAUCCUCUUACAGCCACCGAUGUUGACCUCAUUUUCGGCCUCCCAACAGAAGGGCGGAUUUUGCAUGUGACCUCUACAUCAACAGAGCAUCCAUUUGGGACUAUUCGGGCAUGCGAGGAGAAACUCCUGGACUUACCUGUAGGCGAGGAGUUUCGUAGAGCAUUCAUUUACUACGCAUGUGCCACAUUGUUGGCCCCCACGUCUAGGAUCAAUGGUUGCCGUAACUUGUGGCAUACCAUCCAUGAGGAUGGAUUCUGAAAUGACGUUAAUUGGGCCCAAUUUGUGCUUGACCAAUUGGUUGAGGGAAUUAGGCGAUACCAACAAUCUAAGACCUCUUGGGUACAUGGCUGCAUUUUAUUUCUUCAGCUACAUUAUGUCAUUAAAUUCCAAAUUCCUUCAGUCCAAGUCCCCAUUACAGUGCCCCCAGCAUUGGCAUGGACUGAUGAUAUGAUUAAGCGACGACUAGUCGCUGAGAUAAAAGAGUUUGGAGCAUUCGGACAUGUUGAGAUUGAUUUUGCGUCCCAGAGAUCUCCAACCGUAGAGAGAACUAUGGAGCCAGAGACUAAUGUGGACCAUGACACAAAUGUUGAUUCUGAAAAUAGUGAUGAAAUAUGACAUCAAUAUCAUGAUGCAGAACGAGCAAUCGACCAAUAUCAACGGGGCAUUCAGCAGCAGCUGAGAAUAAUGCGUGGCCUUAUGCAUAAGUUAGGGACUCGCAGACAUAGUGGGGUAAAUUCAGAUGCGGGUGGUCACUCUAGCUAUGCACCAGCCAACACUCCCACAGCUGAUGACCAUGCAUUUCCUGGUGAUGAGUACAUGGCUUCGCAUGCUGCAGACCAUGUGCUAGACACACCAUAUCGCGUUGUCGCCCCUGAGUAUGAGUUGCAGCCCAGUGUACCCAUUAAUGUAGUAAGCGAUGGUGAAGAACAACCAGAAGGUAAUGUUGUCCCCACAAAUAGGAACGUCCGGAGACGCCGAGUGCGUUGAAUGGCUCCAAACCUGUUGUCCCCAUACAUAUCCCAACCACAAACCAAACAAUCUGCCAUCAAAAUCGACCUCAAACAUACAGCUGCACUGGUAUUUGGAUGCUAGUGAGGAAUUAGUGUCUAUGCAUGACACUAUCCUAACCAGAGGCAAUUUGGGCUGCUUCGAAGGGAAUGGGUGGAUAGGAAACGACGUGCAUAUCACUUCUUAUCCCUCUUUAUGCAUUAUUUUAAGUUUGAAAAUGAAAGUGUGGUUCUAAUAUAAUUAGUUGCUUACACUUUUAAGAUAUACGAAAUCAGGUCGUCAAUGCUUACUGUAGAUUGUUGCAGUAUCAACAUGAAUCGAAGUCGAAACUGUUUCUAUCCCCAUACAUAGCUGAAAUGGUAAUCCACUCCCAGGCAAAACACUUAGUGAGGGAGGCAGUUAUUAGACGCUUUGAACCACAUCUGAAUCAGAUUGAUAUUCCAUAUGUCAAUGUUAAUGAGGUCUUCUUACCGGUUCUCAUAAAGAACCAUUGGACAUUGUAUGUAUAUGACCUAGCAAACAGGAGAAUCCAACUGCUAGAUUCUUGUCCUGGUAGGAAGAAGACAAUGUUGAGUGGAGUUCAACAAAAUCUGGCCAAGGUUGUCCUGUGGUUGGCUGCCCACAAAAAAGAGGUAUCACCUUAUGAUUUGAGGACAUUCAAUUUCAUAACACCUGAUGUACCCCUCCAACCUAAUGAGCACGAUUGCGGAGUUUUUGUAAUGAAAUUCAUGGAAUUGUGGUCAAUGGGGGGGGGGGGGG
This is a messenger RNA of Vitis vinifera (wine grape), 7170 nucleotides long. RefSeq lists its product as uncharacterized. NCBI's taxonomy places the organism in Eukaryota, Viridiplantae, Streptophyta, Magnoliopsida, Vitales, Vitaceae. Gene Ontology annotation, molecular function: zinc ion binding. The transcript has 11 exons. The record is from RefSeq and is a predicted model, not a curated record. The coding region runs from base 2846 to 4711 and encodes 621 amino acids.